Molecule: messenger RNA, 5769 nt
Organism: Syngnathus acus (greater pipefish)
Lineage: Eukaryota; Metazoa; Chordata; Actinopteri; Syngnathiformes; Syngnathidae
Gene: fmr1
Product: FMRP translational regulator 1
Exons: 15
Coding region: 371-2170 (599 amino acids)
Biological process (GO): regulation of dendritic spine development; negative regulation of translation; positive regulation of protein phosphorylation
Cellular component (GO): dendritic spine; growth cone; nucleus
Molecular function (GO): mRNA 3'-UTR binding; protein homodimerization activity; translation regulator activity
Source: RefSeq, a predicted model, not a curated record
UCAGUAGAGGAAGAAACCAGAGACGUCACAGAGAUGCAAGCAGCAGUAGCUAGCUGCCUGACCACUAAUCACACAUAAACUACCUACUACGAGCUAACCGUGCUGCGUUCUACAUGCUUCAUCUUUGAUUUAGCGAAAAUUCAAAUUUGUAUACCAGACUUCAACCGAAUAGCGAUUUAACAAACUGGCUGCACGAGGGAUCGUUUUACGGUUCCUAAUAUUUGUUGCACCCCUCGUCUUGCAUCCUGCUGGCAGCCUAUUUUAGCGAGCAAGAACACUCUACCUUGGCUAGCGUUAAGCUAGCCAGCUAGCUAGCUACUCCUGUCGCUAACGUUGGUUAGCUAGCUAGCGAGCUGUGCUAACUUGCGUCAUGGAUGAACUACUAGUGGAAGUGAGGGGAACAAGUGGUGCCUUUUAUAAGGCAUUUGUGAAGGAUGUCCAUGAAGGUUCAAUUACAGUUGCAUUUGAAAACAAUUGGCAGCCAGAGCGCCAGAUCCCAUUCCAGGAUGUGCGAUUUCCUCCUCCAACAGGGUUCUGUAAAGAGAUAAAUGAGAGUGAUGAGGUUGAGGUGUAUUCCAGGGCGAAUGACAAGGAGCCAUGUGGAUGGUGGCUGGCCAAAGUUCGCAUGGUCAAAGGAGAGUUUUAUGUUAUAGAGUAUGCUGCAUGUGACGCGACAUUAAACGAGAUUGUCACGCUGGAGCGGUUACGACCGAUCAAUCCCAACAAACCAGCCACCAAAACUACCUUCCUCAAGAUCAGACUCGAUGUCCCUGAUGAUCUACGACAGAUGUGCUCUAAGGAAUCGGCGCACAAAGAUUUCAAGAAGGCUGUGGGAGCGUUCAGUGUCAUCUAUGACUCUGAGAAGAAGCAGCUGGUCAUCUUGUCGGUGAAUGAGGUCACAGCGAAGCGGGCCAACAUGAUGAGUGACAUGCACUUCAGGAGCCUCCGCACCAAACUGUCUCUCAUGUUGAGAAAUGAAGAGGCCAGCAGACAACUGGAGAGUUCCCGACAACUGGCAUCACGGUUCCAUGAACAAUUUGUAGUGCGUGAUGAUUUAAUGGGACUGGCCAUUGGGACUCAUGGGGCCAACAUUCAGCAAGCGCGUAAAGUCCCUGGAGUCACUAAUAUAGACCUGGAUGAAGAGACAUGCACCUUCCAUAUUUAUGGAGAGGACCAGGAAGCUGUCCGUAUUGCUCGCAGUUUCCUGGAGUUUUCCGAAGAUAUCAUCAAAGUUCCCCGGAACUUAGUAGGCAAAGUGAUUGGGAAGAGUGGUAAACUGAUCCAAGAAGUGGUUGAUAAGUCUGGUGUGGUGCGGGUUCGUAUUGAACCAGAAAAUGACAAAAAGCCUUCGGUGGCAUCCUCAUCAGCGGCAGCGGCAGUCUCAGCAACGGAUGAUGGAAUGGUGCCCUUUGUAUUUGUGGGGACCAAGGAAAGCAUCUCAAAUGCAACGGUAUUGCUGGACUAUCACCUCAACUACCUUAAGGAGGUGGACCAACUUCGUUUGGAGCGUCUCCAGAUUGACGAACAGCUGAGACAGAUAGGAGGCGGCGGCGGUGCAGGAGGAACGGGGCCACGAAAUCUUAAAGACAAAAGCUACGUGUUUGAUAAUGGCGCGGGCCUUGGAAGAGGAACAGGAGGAGGGAAACCUUAUGGGGGAGGAGGAAGAGGUGCUCGAGGGCGAAGAGGCGGCGGUGCCGCUUUUGCCUCAGGUACGAACUCAGAGGCAUCCAAUGCUUCAGAAACUGAGUCAGACCACCGGGACGAGCUCAGCGAUUGGUCCCUGGCUCCCACAGAAGAGCUAAUGACAGGAGGUGGGACAUUACCAAGAAGGACAGAUGGAAGGAGGAGACCGGGUGGGGCAGGACUUCGAGGGCGAGGUGGAAGAGGAAGAGGAGCAUAUAAAGGUGACGAUGUGCAGUGGAGCGACCCAAGGCCUCGUCAUAUUAGAGAGCCCAAGACAAGAGCACAGGAAGACACCUUACAGAUUCGCGUGGAUGGGAACAACGAACGUAGUGUGCAGCAUGGAGGGAGAGGUGGAGGGCCUUCAUCACAGGGUGGGCACAGUGCCGGCGGCGACGGCCCACUACGCCACCAGCAGCGGCCCGUUAGAGACCGAGGAAUGAAGAAAGAGAAGCAGGACGCUCCCCCUCUGGUGAAUGGAGUGUCGUAGAUUGAUCACUGGAGGACCUUCUCACAUUCAGAAAUGAACCCACACUCUACUCUUCAUACACAAAUAACCGCUCAUUAACUAUCCACAGAUUUUCUCCAUCCCCCCCCCCCCCCCUUUUCCGUUUUUUCAAUUGCUACAUUAGACAGGAACUUCCAUCAGCAUGCAACUCUGUAGGGUGUAAUUGUAGUGUGAAGGGCGCUGCCAGUGUGCUACAUCUGUGUACUCCUCAGUGUAGUACAGCGAGCUGGCCUGGGACCGAAAAGAUGUACAGUAUAGUAAGAAAGCAAGUUUCAAGUUUCUUAAUGUAAAAGAAGGCUCUUGUCCAGCAAAUUCAUACUUCAAUCUCAAAACGCAUCCGACGUUCAAUUACAUGUAUCACUUUUCUCCAUUAGCUUGCAAAGCAACUUGGAUGCUGCACAUGCUAUCCUUCACUUUAUACCGUGAGGUUUCAAACUUGACCUUCGACUUGCUCCGUUUGUGUUUUGAAACUGCUCCUUUAACCAACAUGGUUAGGGUACAGUGAGUUCAAGCCGUGACAGGAGUGCUGGUAGCACUUUGGCCCAAACAAUGUGUAGUCCAUAACCCUAGAAAUGGCAAGAUGACAAAGCAUGUGUGCAAAGUCACCAGCUAGGGCAAGGUGACACGGGUGGGCAACACCAUCAAUACCAUUUUGUCAACAAAUAAUAAUAAUAAUAGUGAGGCGCACUCAGUUUAAACCCUAACCCAAGUACUUUAUAUCAAAGAAAAAACUAAUUGAAUUAAAGGAGAUGUUCUUUACAAUUUAAUGUAUAGCAAAUUCAACAAAAACGAUUGUGCAUUUGUAGUCAUGACCCAACGCUUACAGCUUUUAAGGACCAUGGUUCUCCCAGUAAGUUCUUAUGGAAGAAAAUGGUGCCUGUAAUGCAGUGCUACUUCUCUGGCUGGCUGGCUGACUGAUCACAUUCAACUUUCAGUCAUUCUGUUCCUGUGAUAUCUUUUAUAAAUCAUGUCCUGUUCUGGAAUCCUGCAGCCUGCAAUUUUGCUUCUUGGUGUGUUUUGGUGACUCAAGUGGAGCUCCAUUACUUGCAUUUAAAUAAAAAAAAAAAAAACGAAAAAAAAAAACGCGUACCUGUCACUGAAAGAGUAACCUAAUGGAUUUAAGGCAGAGCAUAAAAUUCAUGUGGCUCAUCGUGUUGAGUCAAAUCUACAACCCCUCUAAGGCUGAUUCUUUCUGGCCUUUUUUUUUAUUUUUUAAUGAACCCCUGACUGAUUUGUAAUUUUGUUUCAGCUUUUUAGGUCCGUGCAACACACUUGUGUGCCACACUCUAAAUAUAUACAAAUCUCGCACUCACAAGUUAGUUUCUGAGGCCAGUAGUCCUUUCAAUUGUGCUUGCUUUUACACAAGUGUGAAUUAAUUGUGAUUCUUUUUCACUAACCUUUAGAUGUCACACUGCAGCCAGGCUGCGUUUGUAAAGUUAGCAUUUCCUACAAUACAUCAACAACGUGGUUUGAGUACAAUUAACCGUUUUACUUUCCAUAAACAUCAACAGAAUGAAGUUGUUUUGUGUUUAAAAAAAAAAAAAAAAAAACGAGAGGGUGGCAUACUGUAUAUAAUGAUGUCAUAAUUUGUUUGGAGGAAGGAAUUGUACUGUUUCAAAUGUGCACUUAUCGUUAUUUUCUUUCUUUUGUUGCUGUUUGAUAUCAGUUAAAUGCUAGCUCUCCUGUUAAUAAACUUGCUGUUAAAAAAGUAUGCUCCAUAGCACAUUAAUAGUGAGUGACAUUGAUAGUGAAUGUCCAUAGCACUGCUACAGAAGUCCAAAACUAAUGUUAUUACACAGAGGAAGAAUUUCAUGUGAAAUCAGUACAUAAUUGUUGUAUACUGUAGUGUCUCAAGGAAGAAAACUAUUACUGCAGUCCAAUUGCCAUUUUCCAUAAUACAGUGCCCUAAAAUUAGAUUGACGUGCAAUUGUCACAGUGUUUUAGGUGUACAGUAGGUUUUUCAUUUAAAAUAAAUGAAGGGCUUGACGUUUUCGGCGAUAGUCGAGGAAAAAAAAAAUACAUUGAACCUGCUUUCAAUUUUUAACCUUUGACAAAUGAGACCAGAUUAUCUUUUUAAGUUUGCGUUCCUGAAUUUAAUCUUGUCAUACACAUCAAAUCCUUUCAUUUGUUAUGUUCUCAUAUGCACAAAAUCCUUGGUGUAUCAUUUAAGAUAGCUAAUGGAGAAAUUACAAAUCUUGACCAAUUUAAAAAAAAAAAAAAAAAAAAAAAAAAACACUUUUACUAAAUGUUGAGCCCGAAUCAAAUAAUUGUGAAAGUGUAUCUCUUCUUUUCUGGUUGUUCCAGUGUAGAAACCACAAGUAUCUGUCCAUUUUGUCAUUUAUCAACCAGGAGAAUAUUAUAGUUCAUUCUAACAAAACAAUUUUUUUUUUUUUAAUAUAUAUAUAUUAUACACACCCCCAGGAGUAGUAAAAGGGAGCAUUAGGCUGAGAUGCUAUUACUGUUAAAUUGGAUACAAGUUCCAGUUUAGAAAAAUAAAAUGAACCAGUUUAAAAAUUGAAGUCAACCUUUCAACAACAAGGACUUGUGUGCAUUGUUGUGUUAAUAGCGGUUAAUACUAACAAAUGGUGUUGCAAAAAUCCAAGUUUGUACUAUAAUAGAAAAUGUGCAUUGAGGAGCUGGGAAACUGUUGCAUGCUGCCCAUGUGGAAUCGAUGCGAUGGAAUUAUCUGUGCUGAUGAACGUGUCAUCCUUCUAACACAAGAAACAGACAAAAUAGAAACAAAACUCUUGAGAUGAGUUCCUGUGACCAUGGCCAACUGAAAGAAUUUUAGAAAGGAAUACUAACAAUCACAACUCAAUUUUACAAAAAGUUUGGAAAUGCAAGGCGAUUUGUCUUUUGGUUCAUGUGUUGAUUGAGUAGGCUCUGUGAAAUCAGCUUCGCUGUACUAAAACACGACUUCAAAAACUGUUUGGAUUGAACCCUUUGAAGGCUUUCCCCGCUGAAAUGUGUUAAUUCACAGAAUGAAUGUUGUACGUACGUAAUUUUUUCCUUUAUGACUAAUACCUCUCCCUCAGUGACAGCUUGGAUCAUGUUCUGUCUGUCCCCUUCUAAUAAAACGAAUGCGAAUAUUUUCACUGGACUAUUAACUUGAUGUGACUUUUAUCAUGGGGGAAAUGUUGGUGCUAGAUUUUCCAUGAAUGUUAAAUUGAGUUGAUGGUCUAAACAGGAUUGAACAUGGUCGUUUAAAACCUUUAAUAAUUUGUAUGCGUGUAGGUGGUGUCUACCCGCUAGCUGUGUCUCCUAAUCUGAACAUUCUGAGGAGUGCCAUUUUCCCCCAUGCCACACAAUCUCAGAAGAUGAAUGUUAGUUACGGUUUUAGGAACUAAAUAUAAAAAUAUCUGUGAUUUAAAUGUGUGAUUUUGCUUAUUUUAAAAUGACAGUAUAACAGAUAAGAUUGGUAAUAUUGCAUCAAGAACCUGACUUGCAUCCCUCACUCAGCAUUUCAAUCCAUUUGGGAUUGCAACAUGUUUUCAACCGAAGAUGACCAACUUUGACUUUUUCUUGAUUGCCACUCCGCGGCAAAUGUUUCUGCUCUUAUUCCAGAACAAAUGUUAAUGUGA